Molecule: messenger RNA, 1729 nt
Organism: Amphimedon queenslandica
Lineage: Eukaryota; Metazoa; Porifera; Demospongiae; Haplosclerida; Niphatidae
Exons: 7
Coding region: 556-1260 (234 amino acids)
Source: RefSeq, a predicted model, not a curated record
ACAUCUGUCAGUACAGCUGAUACAGCAAUCUUAAGCAGUUGUAAAUCAUCUGGUAAAUUUUUUAAAGUAAAAGAAACACAAUAACUAAGCAGAAAUUACUUGUAGCAUAGCUUUGAGAUGGAGUAUAAGCAGCCAUAUCUACUGUAGUGUGUAGCACGCUCACCGCGCUGCCUAAAUUUCCUCACGUGACCAUACCCGCUCAAGUGUCCCGGCAAACAAGGAUAGCUCACGCCUAUUUAUAGAAUGCGUGGGCGGUUUCCAAUCCCUGUGGGUGUAAUAUCUAUGGCUAUAGUACAGGGUGCUUGUCAAAUUUCACUAAAUUGAAGUAUCUCUUUCUGUCCCUCCCUCAGUUGAAGACUCUCACUAAACUGCUGACUAGUCAAGUUCCUCUAGAUGAAGCUCAUUCUCUCCUGGAGCCUCUUACUAGAAACAAAUCAACAGCAUCAGUCGUCAAACAGGUUUUACAGGAUUUCAAACUACUUGAAAGGCAGCUGGAAAAACUAAAAGUUCUAAAGAAAUUAAAGGUCUUUUUUUUCUCCAGGACUGGUUCUAAACAUGGCUUAUUUUGAUGGACUAAUAUUCUCAUUCUGUUCCCUUGAAGAUUCUAAGAAAAGCCGUAAAGGUUCUUCCCAGCUGGUGCUAGCGAGAGGAGGCCAGUACAAUAAACUAUUAGAGAGUCUCAGGGAGAAGAGACAAGUAAUGUCUGCUCCCUAUUCCUCUCCGUCCUCUCUCCCUCCUUUACCUUCUCUCUCUGGGGUAUCCAUUAAUGAGGAGGUCCUAGUGAAGGUUCUCUGUAAGACUUACGUGGAUACUGGACAGAGCCUCCUGUCUCAUUCCUUGAGUAAGUGUCAGGGGCUCAUCUGUUCAUUGAAUCCUGAUAUUCCUCUCCAUGACGAGUGUCUGAAGCUGGUCCAGGACCUGAGGGACCUCAAGGGUCUCUUAGUGGAUCACCUCUACCACCACCUGGAGCUGGAGGACCUACAGGACUUCUGCUGUAGGAGACACAUACCACACCUCAUUAUCAUAGACAACUCACUGCUAGUUAGGAACCAGUAUAAGUUGCGGUCACUGGAUACUGAUAAAGGGAGGGUGAUAUCAGAGAGGGUUGUCAGUAACAUACAGGAACUGAUUGAGUACAUUAUACCAAAGCACUCAAUUGAGAGAAAUGAUUCCACUGAAGGAGUCCCUCAAGUACCAUAUAGCGUCAAAUUUUCGUGGGUGAAAAUUUUCGUGAUUUCAUACAUUUUUGCUUUCAAGUAAAUUUUCGUUAAAAAAUUUUUGUAGUUUAAAUAAAAUUUCGUGAUGAUUAAAACCACUCCUAUCCAUGUGGCCGCUAGUAGCUAGCCUUCCAGCUGGACUUGGAGAAGAAGCAACAUGAGUGGUAGCAUUAUUCGAUAUUAAUUCCCUUCGUGUAUCCGUGGCUAUCACGUAUACCAAGAAAGGUGGACUCCCUUUAUAGGAGAGACUCUUAGCUGUGCAGCCUGUGCCCGAGAAACAAAUAAAAGGCGUGAUGGGACACGCCCACAUUUAUAUCAAAAUUAAAUUUCGUGAAAAAUAUUUUCGUGAUUGUCCAUUCAGUCACGAAAAUCACGAAAAUUUUCAACCACGAAAAUUUGACGCUAUACGGUAUCGGCCAGUAGAUCACCAGCUGCUGCCACCAGUACAGUGUUAGUUACUGAUUGAUUGUUUAGGAAGGACAGUUCCCUUGCCUUCAUGUGGUUCUUCUUCA